Podarcis muralis (Common wall lizard) is the source of this 3858-nucleotide messenger RNA. The record is from RefSeq and is a predicted model, not a curated record. Lineage: Eukaryota; Metazoa; Chordata; Lepidosauria; Squamata; Lacertidae.
GGCAGCCUGCGCGCCCCCCGCCCGCCCCGCGCUCUUCCCCUUGCCCUGGAGUCUUUGGGGCAGCUGUCACGCGCCUCUGAUUAAGCGAGCGCGGGGCGGGGAGCGAGCCGCUUCGGGCUCCUGCGCUAAAGAGGCGAAAGGCGGGAAGGAAGAUCCCUGGGCUGCUUUGUAAUUCGGGUGCAAUUCCGUCUUGCUUUCCGCGGGCGGCCGCCUUAUUUAAGACUGGCGGAGGGUCGGGGGUGGACUGCGGACGCCUGCGUCCUUCCUGUCGCGUUUCAUCUCCAUUUAUUCUCUCUGCACCCUCGUCGGCACCCGACACUUUGUCCCUUCCUGAUAGGCUUUGUGUCGGUUGAGUUCCACGUAUGCACUCCCAGCUCACAAGCCACGUUCGCUCGUCUGUAGCAGCUGCCACCCCUUCAGCUUGGGACGGGCAAUCAGCCCCCCCCCCCAUGAGGCCAGAUUGAAGCGACUGCCACCCCUCUUCCCAUUCUCGGUGUAAAUCUUCCCUCAUCCCAUCCUCCAUGGUGGGGAGCAGGGGGCCAUUUGGGAGUCCAUCUCAGGUGCCAAAGUGUCUUGGGCCAGCCCUGCUCACAACUACUGAAGCAAUGAAAUAAACAGAGCCCUGUUGCUGGAUCAGGCCAAAGGCCUGUCUAGUUGGACAAUCUGUUCUAAGAGUGGGCAGCUAUCCGAUGCCUGUGGGAGGCUGGCAACUCGCUUGGUGAUUCCCAGCAGCAGGUAUCUAGUGGUAUACCUGUACUGCUUCUGGUCCUGGAGAAAUUAGAGGUGCCGGGAAUAGCUCAAGCUGUCAUGAGAUGGAUCGCAAUCAGCCUUGUUGUGUUUGCCCUGGCUUCUCGGGUGGCUAAUGCUACGUUGUCAAAGACAGAUACCAAAAAAGCUGCCUCAAAAACCCUGGAGGAAAAGGCUCACUAUUCAGAUAAAAGAGUGCAAGACCGUGGCCUGGUUUCUACCGAUUUAAAGAUGAAGGAUAUUAUCCUAGAGUACAAAAGCUACUGUGCCAAAAAAGCACGAGAACGACACUUUGGGGGAGAUGUUUUGGGCUACAUAACGCCUUGGAACAGCCAUGGCUAUGACAUUGCUAAGAUAUUUGGAAGCAAAUUUACGACUAUCUCGCCAGUCUGGUUGCAGGUGAAGAGAAGGGGCAAGGAGAGGUUCCAGGUGACAGGGCUCCAUGAUGCUGACCAAGGUUGGAUGAAAGAAGUGAAGAAGAAUGCCAAAAACAUCAAAAUAGUUCCACGAAUUUUGUUUGAAGGCUGGACUUACCAUGACUUUGAGAGUGUGUUUGACAGUGAAGAUGAGAUAGAAGAGCUUUCCAGUAACCUGAUCCAAAUAGCCAAGAAUGAGAAUUUUGAUGGCUUUGUGGCUGAAGUUUGGAGUCAGCUAGGAAACCAGAAGCAAACGGGUUUGAUUCACUUGCUCACUCACCUCUCGGAAGCUUUGCAUCAGGUGCGGCUGAAGCUGAUGCUUGUUAUCCCUCCCACUGUCAUGCCAGGAACCAACCAGCUGGGAAGUUUCACAAAGAAAGAAUUUGAUCAGCUAGCCCCAAUAGUGGACAGCUUCAGCCUCAUGACAUACGAUUAUUCAGCGCCUCAACGGCCUGGCCCUAAUUCCCCUUUACCUUGGAUGCGGGCGUGUGUUCAAAUGCUGGAUCCAGAAGCCAAGUGGAGAAGUAAAAUUCUUCUGGGACUGAAUUUUUAUGGCAUGGACUACUCAGCACUGAGCGCUUCUGGAGAGCCAAUAAUUGGAAACAAUGCCUGCAAUUUCCCACAGAACCAUGCAAUCAAAAGCAUUUUCCGUGAGGAUCUCAGAAAAGGGGACAACCCUGUUGCAGCGGAGAAUGAAGAAAGGAGAUCUAUGUAUAUAGAAAUCUUGAAGGAGCAUAAACCUAAGCUGGUUUGGGAUGAACAAAUAGCUGAACACUAUUUUGAAUACAAAAAAAGUAAAGGAGGCAAGCAUGCAGUCUUCUAUCCAACUUUAAAGUCCAUCCAACUGCGGUUAGAGCUUGCAAAGGAACUGGGCACAGGAAUUGCCAUCUGGGAACUUGGCCAAGGACUGGAUUAUUUUUAUGACUUACUUUAAAAAUAUGACAUCCUUUUUUUCAUUGACAUUUCAUCUUCAAUCAACUGGAGCUGGAGGGGGGUGCAGGAUGGAUUUUCUUGUGGGGAGGGGGGCAAUGUAAUUUAUAUGGAAUCAGUUUCAAAUUUUCCCAAUAAAGAGUAUUUGAGUUAUUGCGCUUCAUGUAGUGCAUGGAGAUGGGUAAAGUAAGGAGAGCUGCCGACUUCAGUGUUCUGACAAGGUUACAGGAGAGUUGACUACAGCGAGAGGAGGUAAGAGGUAUUUAUUUUACUGGUUCUUUUUUUCAUGUUUAAAGCUAAGUCGAUCAACACUUGCAAGCUGAUCCUUGGCAUUCAGUGGGACCUACUCACAGGUAAGGGUGCAUAAGAUUCCAGUGCUUAAAUUGAGUGCAUGAAGUACACUUGAUCAUACAGCCAUUUAAAAGUGUUCAGUCCCUACAGUUGCACUUUGACUGAUUGGAUAACGUAUGUGAUGAGAGAUGUCAGGAGGGCGGCAACCUGUUGAUUCUCCCUUUACCUCAUGCUGGCUUUUGAGUCUACCAUCGGUGGAUGACACAUGGUUCUUCGUUGAUCCAAGUGACAAACCUGGCUGUUCCUCUGGAAAUCACGAUCAACCACAGCAUCCUUCUGACGGCUCUGGGAGUUGGUGGCAUGGUAUUGUGGUACUUCUACUACCUGCGGAUUGAUUUGCAGAGGGUUGCACGGGGGACUUCUAUUUGGCCACCUGGUGCUUGUGCUAUGUGAUUGCACAAGAUGCCAGAAGGGAUUCCUCGAGGCCACCUGGGGAUUUGGGAGUGUAGUACCACCAGUGCGCUCUUGACACCCAGCUCUGUUUCUCCUUGGCAUCUGAGUCAGGAGAGGCUGUGGAAGUGCUCAGCUGCUUCCUGGAUUUGAUAAGGGGCUGGUUUUAGGUCGGUAAAACUGAAUCUUAACCCUGACAAGAUAGGGGUCCUUUGGGUUGAUAGUUCUCAGGUUCACACAGAUGGUAGGCAAAUAGUUCUGGAUGGAGUUGUCCUCCCCUUGAAGGGUCAGCUUGCAGGUGCUCCUUGGUCCAGCUUUGUCUUUGGAGGCCCAGGCAACCUCUUUACCAUGAGAUGCCUUUCACUGGUGCAUCAGCUGCAGCAUCUGCCAACAUCCCAACUGGAGUAGUGCGGUGUGUUAUUUGUAGAGCUGCCUCCGAGAAUGGUUUGGAAGGCUCACUAGUGCUGGAUGCAACAACCAGUUUUGACUGGCACUGCUUGCAUGGAUGGUAUCUUGCCAGUUUAAAAAGAACUCCACUGGUUGUGUAUUCAUUUGUGGGCCUUAUUCAAAGUGCUGGUGUUGCUUACUUCUAAAUGUCACCUCCAACAGAGAUUAGGGUUUUGUUAAAAAGGGGGGGGCAAGAACUAGCACCUCAACAAUGGACUAUCCUUCCUAGCAGAUAUGCCUUGUGCCAUCUUUGCCAUCCUUUAAAAGCCAGGCAAAAAACUUUUUAGUUACCCAGGCAUUUCAAAGCAUUUUUCUGUCUUAAUGAUUUUAGACCUACUAUGCUUUUACACACCUUUUAGCUGCAGGUUUUGUGGUUGCUUUUUAUUGUUGCUUUGUUUUUUUGCAAACGCCCUUGAAACUUUGGAUAGAAGGUGGCAUGUGUAUUUAUUUCUUUUUUAUAGUUCUUUUAUUACCUUUAUAUCACUCCUUUCUUCCACCAUGGAAUCCAAGACAGCUCACAUGUGAUUCCCAGGUGGUUACCUAUCCAGGCUUUGGCCAGACCCAGACCUGCUUAGAU